UCAUGGCUGGCUGGCAAGAGGCAUAGACUCCUGUGCGGGUAAUGGUAUCGCCUCAAACACUGCUCAUCUACUAGUGACGUUACCGUCUCCGAAAAGCCCUUAUGUGUUGUGGGAGUUUAUAGUUGCACUCUUUACUCCGUACUCCACAACGGAAUCAUGCGCAUCGCCGCAAAACAGAAGGAGAUCCUGACAGUAACAGGCCCAAAGGCCAAAAUUCCAAGAGCUGAAGAGGAAUGCGCCAGGACUCGAACCGCGGCGCAGCACAUUCUGGCACAGUCUACCAACGAGUAAUCGCGGGAAUAUGAUACGUCAUCCACCAAGCCCGGCCAAGACGGCCAACCAUAUCUCCCCCACAAUCGCAUCUUAUUGUGAACCCCUCCACAUAUUCCUCUGUUGACAGGGUCAUUGAUCACAAAAUGACACUGAUCUCGGCUUUUCGUCCACCGUCAACUCGGGUCUCGUCCUUGCGACUCAGAUCCCGCAGGCAGCGGAGAUCGCCCAAGCGGAGUCCUCGUCAACGCAGUCGCGAAUUGAGACGGGAACAGGAUGGGGAUGAGGACGAUAGUCAUGAUGAAGAUGCGCACUCUAUCAUCACCCCGUCAAAACAUACACCCAAAGCGAUUCGGGUCUUGCGUGGCUCUGUCGCAGCAGGUGGCCCUCUACGUCCCUUUCGCUUAGUCAAACAAGAUCUCGUAAAUCUACGCCGGAGAUAUGCCUCGGAUUGGAAGAUAUUCAACCAGCUGAUAUUCGCAAGUGCCGUCUAUGUCUUCUUCACCAACCUUCUUCCUGGCAUCACAUUUGCCAGCGAUUUGUACGUCUUGACUGGUAAGAACUGGGGGACAAUUGAAGUAGUGUUUAGCACUGGCCUGUGUAGCAUCAUUUUCUCAUUGUUCUCAAUCCAACCUUUGACCAUCCUUGGCGUGACUGGGCCCUUUUCAGUGCUUGCAGAGAAUAUUUACAAACUAUGCGACGAGGUUUUCAAGAUACCUUUCUUGCCGUUUAUGGCUUGGUCACUCAUACAUGCUGGCUGGCUGCACUAUGUCCUGGCCAUUAUCAAUGCCCAUGAUUGGACCAUGCGCUAUGUUACGACAUUCGCCACGGAGAUAUUCUCAUUGCUCAACAGCAUUAUCUACUUCCACAAAGCCAUCCAAGAGCUGGAACGAGCCCAUGACAGUCUUUCAUUCGCUGCUUUUCUGUACGCUGUCAUUGGUGCUGUUGGGACAAUGCUUUUAGCUAUCUUUCUGUCCACUGCAGAAAGCUGGCGGCCCUUGUUCCACCGAUAUAUACGCAUGGGCCUGACCGAAUAUGCUGCUGCAAUUUCUAUCAUUGUUUUUAUCGGGCUCCCCCACAUUGGCGAAUUGGCUCAUCUGGACAAGAUGACUCUCCCCGUCAGCACCUCCUUCAAGCCUACCGCGCCAGACCGCGAUCAGUUCUUUGUCCAAUUCUGGCACCUGCCCGUGACCUGGGUCUUCGCCGCCAUUGUUCCCGGGGUCAUCAUCACCAUUCUAUUCUUCUUUGACCACGAAGUUAGCUCCAUCAUCUGCACAAUUGAUCGCUACGGUACUCGGAAGCCUGGCGGUUUUGCGUGGGAUAUAAUUCUCCUUGGCACCACUACAGCUCUGUGCGGAAUCCUGGGGAUUCCACCAGCCAACGGCCUCCUUCCCCAAGCCCCUCUUCACUCCGAGUCCCUCAUGCACACUGAAAAAGAACAACGCACCAUCCUUGUCGACGGUGAGGAGAAGACCGAAACAUACGAGGUGAAGCGCGUCUACGAGCAACGGUGGUCAUCCUUUCUCCAUGCAGCAGCCAUCCUCCUCUUCGUCAGCCCUCCUUUCAUGAAAGUCCUCGGCUUGACCCCUACUAGCGUGCUAGCGGGGUUAUUCAUGUUCAUGGGCGAGCAAAGUCUCUCAGUCAACCCAAUCCUCUACCGAACCUUUUACCUCCUCACCCCACCCUCCGAGCUCCCUCCCCUCCCCGCCACCCUAGCCACGAGCACACCAGCCCAAGACACACAAAACGACCACCACCCCGAAACAGGCAACGAAGAGGAAUUUCAACCACCACAAUCAACAUCAACCCCCUCCUAUAUCCCAAUUCACCUCUACACCCUCCUCCAAAUUGUCAUCACCGUCGUCAUCUUCAUCCUCACACUCACGCGAGGCGCCCCCGCCUUCCCAGUCCUGAUCGUCCUCCUCGUCCCGUUUCGUCUGCUAGUCAUGAAGCGCUGGUGGCCCCGCGAGGUCCUCCGCUUCGUGGACGCAUGGGCCUGCAAGGAAGGCACGCCGGAAGACGAUGAAGACGCGCAAGCCGAGGCCGAGGCGGAAGCGGAAACGGGACUGAAAGGUGGGGAUCCGGAUCUCCCUCUCGAUGAAGGCGUCCUGCCUGCUGGAACGCAAGCGGGGCAGGGAUCCUCCGGGGUUAGUGCCGGUAGUGGAGGGUUCGUGGGUAAAUACGCCGGGACCGGGGAUCUGGGGAGUAGUUCUCAUUUGCGGGAAGUCGAUGAGGUGGGGAGGGAGUGGCACGAGUUGGAGGACUGGGGGCGGCGUGACGAGGAGGCUGGAGAGGGGAAGGGGGGUCGAUAGAUUGGGUUUAGAGUAGAGUGGGAGAGAGAGAUGGGGGUCUUGAAGGCAAGGGUAGAUUGUAUCUAGGGUUGUUUUACGGUAAUGCUGUUUAUGAAGUAAUGUGGAGAUGAGAGCGAGAGAUGCCGGUAGGUUUAGGC
Aspergillus homomorphus CBS 101889 is the source of this 2719-nucleotide messenger RNA. RefSeq lists its product as uncharacterized. Gene Ontology annotation, cellular component: plasma membrane; fungal-type vacuole. Bases 417 to 2582 code for a protein of 721 amino acids. The transcript has 4 exons. The record is from RefSeq and is a predicted model, not a curated record. Gene Ontology annotation, molecular function: borate efflux transmembrane transporter activity; solute:inorganic anion antiporter activity. Gene Ontology annotation, biological process: borate transport; monoatomic ion homeostasis; monoatomic anion transport. NCBI's taxonomy places the organism in Eukaryota, Fungi, Ascomycota, Eurotiomycetes, Eurotiales, Aspergillaceae.